AUGAAGGUCAACGUCUUUUCGCGAUCUGGGAAAGAGAUUGUCAAAGGCGGCCUCCAGCUUCCGGAUGAGGCCACUGUAGCAGAUCUCCAGAAAGCCCUUCACAAAACGAAUAAAAAAUGGUAUCCUGCAAGGCAGAGAUUCACUCUCCCAGCGCCGGCAUCAGGUGCCAAACCCGUCGUUCUGGACGCCAAAAAGAGGCUCGCGGAUUACUCCACUGGAACCACAUUGGACGUCGUUUUUAAGGAUCUCGGACCUCAGAUCGGCUUUAAGACGGUCUUCUUCUGGGAAUACUUCGGCCCUCUGGUCCUCUACUCGCUCUUUUACUUCUUCCCGCAAGUGUUCUACGUGGACGGUGCAAAGAGAAAGCUUAAAGAUGUCCAGACCUACGCACUCAUCUACUGGUCCUUCCACUACACGAAGCGCAUUCUCGAGACGUUUUUCGUCCACCGGUUUAGCCACGGCACGAUGCCGCUUCAGAACCUGUUCCGUAACUGCGGUUACUACUGGACUUUCGCAGCUUUCGUCUCGUUCUUCGUGAACCACCCGCUGUACACGCCCGUCAGCGAGACCCAGAUGUUGAUCGGAUUCGGCAUCGCUAUAGUCAACCAGCUCUCCAACCUCUACUGUCACAUCAUUUUGAGGAACUUGAGGUCCGGCUCGAGCUCAGGGUACCAGAUCCCUUCGGGCUUCCUGUUCAACUUCAUCACGUGCGCCAACUACACGACGGAGAUCACGGCGUGGCUGGGCUUCAACAUCGCCACGCAGACCGUCGCCGGCUACCUCUUCAUGCUCGCCGGCACCAUGCAGAUGGCCGAGUGGGCCCUCGCCAAGCACAAGCGCCUCGUCAAGCUCUUUGACGGCAAGGAAGGCCGUCCCAAGUAUCCUCGGCGGUGGAUCAUGCUUCCACCUUUCUUCUGA
Molecule: messenger RNA, 918 nt
Organism: Closterium sp. Yama58-4
Lineage: Eukaryota; Viridiplantae; Streptophyta; Zygnematophyceae; Desmidiales; Closteriaceae
Source: the annotation of a GenBank genome assembly